GGGCUCGGGCUCCGCGGGCGGGCGGGCGGACAUGGCGGCCAACAUGUACCGGGUCGGAGAUUAUGUGUACUUUGAAAAUUCUUCCAGCAACCCAUAUCUAAUCAGAAGAAUAGAAGAACUUAACAAGACUGCAAGUGGCAACGUGGAAGCAAAAGUAGUGUGCUUUUAUAGACGACGAGAUAUUUCCAACACGCUUAUAAUGCUUGCGGACAAGCAUGCUAGAGAAAUUGAGGAAGAAUCUGAAACAACAGUUGAGACUGACUUGACUGAAAAACAGAAACAUCAGUUGAAACACAGGGAACUCUUUUUGUCACGCCAGUAUGAAUCUCUGCCUGCAACACAUAUCAGGGGAAAAUGCAGUGUUGCUCUACUGAAUGAGACAGAAUCAGUACUGUCAUAUCUUGAAAAAGAGGAUACCUUUUUCUACUCAUUGGUCUAUGACCCUUCAGUGAAAACAUUGUUAGCUGACAAAGGUGAAAUCAGAGUGGGUCCGAGAUAUCAAGCAGAUAUCCCAGAAAUGCUCUUAGAAGGAGACUCAGAUGAAAGGGAACAGUCAAAACUGGAAGUUAAGGUGUGGGAUCCCAAUAGUCCACUCACAGAUCGGCAGAUUGACCAGUUUUUAGUUGUAGCUCGUGCUGUUGGGACAUUUGCUCGUGCCCUUGACUGCAGCAGUUCAGUACGACAGCCUAGCUUGCACAUGAGCGCAGCUGCAGCUUCCCGAGACAUCACCUUGUUUCAUGCUAUGGACACGUUAUAUAAACAUGGCUACGAUCUGAGUAGUGCAAUUAGUGUCUUAGUGCCACUUGGAGGACCAGUCUUAUGCCGAGAUGAAAUGGAAGAAUGGUCAGCCUCUGAAGCUAGUUUAUUUGAAGAAGCACUGGAAAAGUAUGGCAAAGACUUCAAUGACAUACGUCAAGACUUUCUGCCUUGGAAGUCAUUGACAAGCAUCAUUGAGUAUUACUACAUGUGGAAAACUACUGACAGAUAUGUGCAGCAGAAACGCCUAAAAGCAGCUGAAGCUGAGAGUAAACUGAAACAAGUAUAUAUCCCAACUUACAGCAAACCAAAUCCUAACCAAAUAUCUACCACCAAUGGCAAGCUUGGUGCUGUGAAUGGAGCUGUGGGGACCACGUUCCAGCCCCAGAAUCCCCUUUUAGGGAGAGCCUGUGAGAGCUGUUAUGCUACACAGUCUCACCAGUGGUAUUCUUGGGGGCCACCUAAUAUGCAGUGUAGAUUAUGUGCAUCUUGUUGGCUGUAUUGGAAAAAAUAUGGAGGCCUGAAAAUGCCCACCCAGUCAGAAGAAGAGAAGUUAUCUCCUAGCUCAACUACAGAGGACCCCCGUGUUAGAAGUCACCUGUCCCGGCAGGCCAUGCAGGGGAUGCCAGUACGGAACACUGGGAGUCCCAAGUCUUCCGUGAAGACACGCCAAGCUUUCUUCCUUCAUACUACAUAUUUCACAAAAUUUGCUCGUCAGGUCUGCAAAAAUACCCUCCGGUUGAGGCAGGCAGCAAGACGGCCAUUUGUUGCUAUUAAUUAUGCUGCCAUUAGGGCAGAAUAUGCAGACAGACAUGCUGAACUAUCUGGAAGCCCACUGAAAAGCAAGAGCACUAGGAAACCAUUGGCAUGUAUCAUUGGGUAUUUAGAAAUUCAUCCUGCAAAGAAGCCUAAUAUAAUUCGAUCUACACCAAGCCUGCAAACCCCAACUACCAAGAGGAUGCUAACCACUCCAAAUCACACAUCUUUGAGCAUUCUUGGAAAAAGAAACUACAGUCAUCACAAUGGCCUGGAUGAACUCACAUGCUGCGUGUCAGACUGAGUUAUCCCUGUUCUAUGCUACAAUCCAAGACUCUACUGUCCUGCUGGUGGUCACAGAUGUGCCUGGGAAGGAGGCAGCUUCUUCAGUGGGAGCAGAGCUCUGUGUGCACCCUGCGGAGACCCGAAGAGGCAGAAAAGAAACUGUAGGGGUGCAUGUUCCAAACCUGCAUCUCCGUGGGACCCAGGGGCACCUUCCUUCCCUCUCAGAGACCUUGCUGUCCUAGAGUGACCUUCCUGAGAACUGAGGGCAGCAGGGAGCCACUGGCCUCCUCACUUGUUGGUGUCCACUUCCCCAGAGUGGGGGGCUUGGGUGAUGGAGGCUGCUGAACACUCAGAACCCUGCUGCCCUGCAUGUGCCAGUCCCACUGUUUUAUGCUAUGUACUUAUGUACAGGAGGAAUGUGGCAUCUUUCUGAGUGGAUUUUCUUAAGACAUGUGCCAGUGUUUACACAGUUCAUAGUGUUCCCCUGUCCUUGCUGGUAUUUGUCGCUUGCCUUUUUCCCAGUAGGCUGCUUCCUUCUCCCUGACCCCCUCCCCUGUUCUCCUGCCUCUCCCCUCCCGUGGCUGCUUCCCGCUCAGGGGAAGUGUUGCUUUUCACCCCUGCAUCCUGUAUUCAUCUGCUCCCACUCCUCAAUGGUAUGGUUACUCCUGGGUCUGACAGAAGAGAAGGUUCUUGCCUUGGCCAGCCUGCACAUGACUCUCAGCAGCUCUAUUUUCUUUUGGAAGAGAGGCUGGUUUUCUACUUGGUCCUGGAGAGCUCUAGUGAGAGCAGGUGUUAAACAUGCCAAGCGUGUAUAUCACUGUGACAAGCUAUUUUCUUACUGCAACCAAGCCAGCUAAUGAGGAACUGCACCAAGUGUUCCUAUCAUGGGUCACUACUCACCCUAGUUUAUUUUACCCCUUAGGAGGGUGGAAGGGAGGAUCAUGUUUGCAAGUAUAGGUCUAUAUAGUCGGCUCCAAAAGCUCUCUACCCUUCUGGCCCAGUAUGCUGUGAGCAUUAUGUUCUGAGGCCUCAGGAGACCUUCCUGCUUUACUGGCUUGGGUUCUCCCUGCCUGCCCUGGGCACUAGCCCUUGGUGACAUCCCAAUAGACCAUCUGUUGCAGGCAAGGAGUAACUCAAUGCCUGGUUGGUUCCUGAGCCUAGCCAUCUCCCUGCCUCCAUUAACAAAGAUGGUCUGCAGGACGUAGGGUCGUAGCACUGUGACAGACAACUGGAGUCUGACCUUUCAGCUACCCCAGGAGCAGUAGCUGGAGGAGGAAAUGAGAUGCUCAAACAAGUUGUUGCAUGAAAGAAUGGCCACCCUGGAAUUGGCCCCCCCAGCAAGAAUGAGGCAUCACAGAAAUGACAAGGAUAUCUACGUCUACGUCCUCCACGGCUGGCUCAACUCAGCAGAGAAUGAGGCGGUAUGGGGUAGUGUGAAUGGGGUCAAGAUGCCUCAGUCUUGCCCAGUUUGGAGCAUGUUGGCUUCUUGAGGAGGAGCCUCUGGGUGACCAGGACAAGUUCCAAGUUCUCUGUCUCUGGAGCUGUCCUGCGGCUUGGCUUGAGCCCUGAGGGCAGGGCCUGUGUCAGAGGUGCUUCAUGAGACAAGUGCACGUGGCAAGGGUUUCCUCCAGAUUCUUAUACAUAAAUCUCCUACAGCAAAGACCCUGGAUGGGAAGGCCAGCUAGCCUUUCUGGUAUUUCUUCUCUAAAGAAAAAGAAACCUCAGCACAGAUGUCUGUCUGUGAACUUGUCCUGAGCUUAUGUGGCACAUGGACACAGAGACAUCAAUUAGCUGCUUGGCUACAUUCUCUCUGCCUGUUGGGAGAGGCCUUCCACCAGGCUGGAGAGAUUUGGAGAAGGGCCUUGCCAAUACUGAUGGAGAAGCAGGAGGCUCCAAGUUAGCUGUGAAUGCCGUGCAGCCAGAGGCUCUUCAUCAGCUUGUUAGUAAGAGCUGGUUCUGUAGUCCCACCCUCCCAUGGAGAUAGAGCUGACUAAGCGUUUAUGCCCCUAUUUCAUCCCUUGGAAACCCCCUGACAUUCUGAAGGAAUAUUCUAAUCCAGGGAACAGAGGGUAAUGCCAAGGAGCUUCCGUUCCUUGCCUUUGCUGUUCAGAACAUUUGGUACCGAGAUGUUUCUUAGCUGGCCAUGCUCUUUCAAGGGCCAUGGUGCUGCCAUAGUGCAUGUCAGUAGUGUCACAAUUGUUCAGUGGACAUACAAGCAGACAUGCUGAGAUUCUUCAUUCUGAAGCAGAUGAGAUAUAGUGCAAAGCCCUCUGAGUGAGGACACAGACACUGCAAGGCAUCCCCUCUGUCCUCAGUCACUGCCACCACCUCUGACGUCCUAACUGUGUGCAGAAGAGGAGGAUAGACAGAAGUUCAUUGCAGGGAUCUCUUAUGAGUCUACCUUGCCCACAGCCCUGUGUCUGGGCAGGGCUCAGCCAAGUACAGCCUACUCUGAGUAAAACACAUUUUAAGCUAGAGAGUGUUGAUCAAAAACAAGAAGAGCAGAAAAAUGAAACAAGAAUAAGAUAUCCUGGAUGCUAGACACAGUCAGGAGGCCAUACUACCGUAUCCGAGAGCCAGGGCCACUGGGGAGAUCUGAAGUGCGUUGAUAGAAGCUGAAGUCAUGAGAGGUUGGAGGGGAGAAACAGCUUCGCCUGUCAUGCCCUCCAGAUUUUUGUGGGUGCCUCCUGUUAGCUGACUCCAGCUGGAAGUCAGCUUCCCUGGCAGCCUUGGAAGGCCCCCAAAGGGUCAGCAUGCAGCUGAAUGAAGGAGUGGAAGAGAAGGCAAGGAGCAGGUCUGAGGGCAGGCAGUCCAUGCUGUGUGUGGCCUCUGUAUGCUCUUGGUCAUGUCCAAGCCUGGUGCCUAUGUGCAAUCCUGGGACCAUAGUAAGAGAGACAAGGGGAGCUGCUCCCUUAGGUUUUUGUAAAUUCUCUUUUGCUCUGCCCAGAAAGAGAAGUGCUUUUGAGAGGCAGAGGAGUCUUUGUUCUUCACCGUUGUCCCUGUUUUCCUCUGGGGGAAUUCACCCAUUUAGCAAUCCACCUCAGCACCGCCUUCAGGAAAGCUAUGUCCCAGUUUUCUGUGUGCCUCCUCUCUCUCUGCACCACAUCUCUGGUUUCCCUUCCACAGAGCACUCACCAGAGCAUGCCUCAGUGCUCACUCCAGCUGCCCAGGAGAGCUCUUUCCCGCGGUACCCGUGUGCACUGUCUGUCUGUGAGGAGAUGCCAUCUACUAUCGGUUCGUAUCGUGUUUCCAAUAAAUUUCUGGAAAUCA
Molecule: messenger RNA, 5067 nt
Organism: Dipodomys spectabilis (banner-tailed kangaroo rat)
Lineage: Eukaryota; Metazoa; Chordata; Mammalia; Rodentia; Heteromyidae
Gene: Mta3
Product: metastasis associated 1 family member 3
Exons: 17
Coding region: 32-1816 (594 amino acids)
Biological process (GO): negative regulation of transcription by RNA polymerase II
Cellular component (GO): NuRD complex; nucleoplasm
Molecular function (GO): transcription corepressor activity; chromatin binding; sequence-specific DNA binding
Source: RefSeq, a predicted model, not a curated record